Brassica napus (rape) is the source of this 699-nucleotide messenger RNA. Its product is annotated as zinc finger SWIM domain-containing protein 7-like. Gene Ontology annotation, cellular component: Shu complex. NCBI's taxonomy places the organism in Eukaryota, Viridiplantae, Streptophyta, Magnoliopsida, Brassicales, Brassicaceae. The record is from RefSeq and is a predicted model, not a curated record. Bases 80 to 478 code for a protein of 132 amino acids. The transcript is spliced from 5 exons. Gene Ontology annotation, biological process: double-strand break repair via homologous recombination.
AAAUAUACCCGAUGAUGCAAAUGGAAACGGUUUGAGUAAGCUCAAUCUUGAAUCGUCUGCGUCACUCUCCCGAGGAAAAAUGAGCGUCACUCUUUUGGUUGCAGACACCGUCUGGUCGAACAUCGAAUCUACAGGCUCAGUAACUGAAGAACAGCUCUCAGUCUUGCAUUUGUUGUUUGGUAAGAACCUUGAGAAAGCGACCAGAAUAAUCGACAAGAGAGGCGUCAAGAAAAUCUCUGGCUUACCCAGUGGAAGAUCCAUCUUUCAGGUUGUUGGAGAAUCUCAAAAGAGGGAAGAGUAUCUCUGCUUCCCGGGAGAUUACUGUGGAUGCUAUUCUUUCUUCUAUGAUGUUGUUAGCAGAGGAGAGCAACAAUGUUGUAAGCAUCAAUUGGCUGCGAGGCUGGCUUUUUCUUUGGGUGCAUACAGCGAGAUUGAGGUAUCAGAUGAGCAUCUUGCCGUGAUGCUUUCAAAGAUCUGAAUCUUUCUAUGCAAUGUGCAAAGUUAUGUCUGAAGAAUACAUAACUCUCCCUGCUAGCUACCUCAUGUAACAAAAAAAUCAAUGCCACAAGAAAUUUAAGAGCUUAAUCCAAACAACUAUGGAAUAACUUUUUUAUUUCAAUUUACUGUCUUUAUUUUGAGAAAGAAAAAUGAUUUUUCUUAAAAUUCAGUGUGUAAGGUUUAAAGUGGUAUAUUCCUUAA